This is a messenger RNA of Neospora caninum, 2142 nucleotides long. RefSeq lists its product as hypothetical. The record is from RefSeq and is a predicted model, not a curated record. The transcript has 4 exons. Gene Ontology annotation, molecular function: protein binding. Bases 1 to 2142 code for a protein of 713 amino acids. Lineage: Eukaryota; Apicomplexa; Conoidasida; Eucoccidiorida; Sarcocystidae.
AUGGCUAGUAAAAUUGAACAGCCGACGGUCCCCUCUUCGGGGCGGCAUGCGCCUCGUCAGCUCUGCAAAGAGUCUCCCACCGCGGGUUGCUCACCUGCUAGCAACUCUGAGCCCCAGCAGCAGCUCAGCAUCAAGCUUCAGCCGCCGGACAUCUCUCCGUGCGUCUCGUCGUUGGACGAUCGCCCAAGUGUUGCGUUCUCUCUUUUGGGCAGUGACGCACAUCGCAGGCACGAUGGCGCAUCCAUAUCUUUUUCAGCGCAUAGAGGAACUCCUUCCUCGACUCGUUCAGCACCCACACCGCAGCUGGGCAGAAGCAACACCACGCAAGGCAUCUUUGGUCAGUUGCCUUCAAGUUACAGUCCGUCCACAGAAGGGAAGAAGACGGAUUCUACUCCCAUGUUUGCGGAACCAGUUGUAGGUUCCUUGCUCAUGCCAGAUGGCGUCACAAUCCGCCGCCCGCCAAAGCUCGGCAUUUCGUCUGGUGACCCCGUGGGUACCCACAUUCUAAGGAGACGCACGGCCUGCCCACUGCCCGAAUCCGCUUCGCCCUCUGGACCGUUCGCUUCUCAUCUCAACCUCUCUCUCCACCGUCGCUCCGUGAACACUUCGUGGCAAAGGAAUUUCCGAGCCUCCGCAUGGGCUUCUGGUUCGCGACGUCGCGUCCCUAUUUCUCGUCAUCUGAACUCCACCGCGGAUAGUCUUCCGAGGAUCGUAGCGUUUUCGCCUUCUCUGAACCGGGCCUUGUUCCAAGACACGUGCCUUAUCGCCCCGUUAAGGUCCGCGAGCUCUUCCGCGCUUUCGGCGUCUCCGCAGGUCGCAACCUCUGUGAGUGAACCACCUCCAUACGUUCCUGAUCCCCUCUCUCUGGAGCUGCAACAGUCUCCAGAUUCCUGUCUCAAACCUGUCGAUGGGGUGACGAGCUCUCCGGGUUCCUCGUGCCAAGUUCUUCCUCUCCAGGAGUUAGAUAGCCCGCUUCCGCGCCUAACGCGCCCACUCGUCUCCACCCACGACGCUGCAGUUGCCGAUGGCGAGGCAGCCAGCGCGCAGUCCGUUCCUGGUGAGCAUGCUGACAGUCUUUGCCGAGAGGCUCAGAAAACGGGCGUCACUCGCGCACCUCUUGGCGGUGUCUCUCCGUUUUCGCAUUCGGACGGCUCGACACUGCCCGGUCCCUCAUCGCCGGAGAUGGGCACGGCGGGAAAAAUUGGAGAGGCGCUUCCGGAGCACGAGGGCAUUCUUGCACAGGAUGAUAUCUCUCGGGAAACAAAGAGAUACGAGGACGAGUUGGCGGUCAACCCCAAAAACGAAGAGGCUGUUUAUCAGUUAGGCGUUCUCAAGUUUCGAGCAGGUCGAGUCGAUGACGCCAUUAAACUUGUGAGUGAGUUUCUCCACGCACAUGCUCCCAAGAGACCGAAGAUGGAGGGCCGCCCACAGGACUCUGUUCAACACGACACUGGAUCUUUGGACAGAGAAUGUGGUGGGGCGGACGCGCGCGCAGACAAGCAGUUGAACGCACCAGAACACGGUCAAGAGGAUGGAGCAGUUCGAGCGCGCGAGGGUCAAGAGGCCGGUGGUCACUCCAGAGAAGAGCGGGCUUCGCGCGAAAGUGGAGAGAACAACGAGGACAACAAGGAGCUUUCCACCAGAGACGAACGCAAGGAAAACGAGAAGGAAACUGAACGCGCCGAGGCAGGAACAACAAAGUCUAAGGAAGAAACGAUCCCGGACACCUUGUCCAGCAAUAGAAAUAAGCAAAGUGGACGAGAACAAGAUGGCAGAGUCGACACAGAAGGCGAGUCAACGGAGGAACAACUGGAUUGGCGCAUUGGAAAGGCAGCGCCGAUCCAGAAGCUGUAUAAUGUCAUUCUAGACCGUCGCUCCCAAAUUAACCGAAGAGCAAAAGAUAUCCUCGAGGACUGGGGGCCUCCGGUGUACUUACAGCUGGAGAAACUUCUUGGGCAUCUCUGGUUCGAGGCGGAGAAUUUUCCUGAUGCCGUUCGGCAUUAUUGGAGGUGCAUCGACAUCUGCCCGGAGGACGCCCAGCUUUUCACCAAUCUUGGUCUCGCCUACUACGAGAUGGAGGCAAUGAAAGAAGCCACGGCAGCCUUUGAGCAGGCGAUCAAACUGAACGACAGGCACGUUUAG